AAUUUGUUGUGCCAAUAAAAAAACACUCACUUACAAGGCUGCAGACGCAUAUACUCUUAUACGUACCAUGGCCGCAAAAAAAUGCAAUACUCAUAUUUUUCUGCCAUUUCUCCUUAUUUUAGCUGCAUGGGCAACAAAAAUAGCUUGUCGUCCUCUGGAUGAGCAGGAAUAUAUGUUGAAGAGGCAUGGAGAAUGGAUGGCUCAAUAUGGACGUGUCUAUGGAGACAUGAAAGAGAAGGAUAAACGAUACUUGAUUUUCAAGGAAAAUAUUGAACGUAUAGAAGCAUUUAACAACGGUUCUGACCGCGGAUACAAGCUUGGUGUGAACAAAUUCGCAGACUUGACCAAUGAAGAAUUUCGUGCUAUGUAUCAUGGGUACAAGAGACAAUCAUCCAAAUUGAUGUCUUCAUCAUUUAGAUAUGAAAAUCUAAGUGACAUACCAACUUCAAUGGAUUGGAGAAAUGCUGAAGCAGUCACCCCAGUUAAAGACCAAGGCAGAUGUGGGUCUUGCUGGGCAUUUUCCGCAGUGGCAGCAAUAGAAGGAAUUAUAAAGCUUAAGACAGGCAAGUUAAUAUCAUUAUCAGAGCAACAGCUUGUGGACUGUAAUGCUGGAAAUAAAGGCUGUCAAGGUGGUUUCAUGGAUACUGCGUUCCAAUAUAUUAUACGAAAAGGAGGGCUAACAAGCGAAGAGAAUUACCCCUACCAAGGAGUAGAUGGCACUUGCAAUAGCGAGAAGGCAGCAUCUAUUGAAGCAGAAAUAACUGGGUAUGAAGACGUGCCACAGAAUAAUGAAAACGCUCUCCUGCAAGCUGUGGCCAAACAGCCAGUAUCUGUUGGUAUUGACGGUGGUGGGCAGGAUUUCCAGUUUUAUAAAAGUGGUGUCUUCAAAGGGGAUUGUGGGGCAGAGCAAAACCACGCGGUUACUGCAAUUGGAUUUGGUACUGACAGCGAUGGGACUGAUUAUUGGCUGGUGAAGAAUUCGUGGGGAACCAGUUGGGGUGAAAGCGGGUAUAUGAGGAUGCAAAGAGGCAUCGGUGCUAGCGAGGGCCUAUGUGGCGUUGCCAUGGAUGCUUCUUAUCCGACUGCAUGAGAAAAUGCAAGGGUCGUGUGAUUAAUAUUAAACUAAAUAGUAAAAAGUGUGUGGUACUUUAUUAUAUGUACGGUUUGG
Populus euphratica (Euphrates poplar) is the source of this 1168-nucleotide messenger RNA. Its product is annotated as senescence-specific cysteine protease SAG12-like. Gene Ontology annotation, molecular function: cysteine-type peptidase activity. Gene Ontology annotation, biological process: proteolysis. Lineage: Eukaryota; Viridiplantae; Streptophyta; Magnoliopsida; Malpighiales; Salicaceae. The transcript is spliced from 2 exons. The record is from RefSeq and is a predicted model, not a curated record. Bases 68 to 1090 code for a protein of 340 amino acids.